UUUUUCUACAUAGACGGCCUCUUUUGUCCUUUCCUUGGGGGCAUCGUCUCCGCUGAGGUCCGGUGGUUUCUUAACUAAAUUCAGCAAAACGACGCUCUAAAUCGGUACUUCAGAACUCAGAAGCACUCGUCUUCCUCCGCUAAACCCUACCCUGUAAGUCCUCGCGGCCUGUUAUUCCCUGACGAAGUCUCACGCUCCAGUCUCCCUUACUGUGCUCCUCUUCCUCCAAUCCUCCACAUACAGAAAACGAAAACGGUCUCAUCAUCUGUCAGGGUCAUCUCCUCUCCGCAUUAGCGGUCUUGGAAUUUGUACUCCGUGGGCGUUCCGGCAAGGCACGGCCCGGGUGUGGAAUCUACGCCGAUUAUGGGUUCUACGGUUGGGCCUGUUCCUCGUCAGGACGCUAACGGGAUACUAAUUCUGAAGUAAAACGCAUGCAAACUUGCUGGCGACCCCACUCGCUGGUACCUCUCAUCGACUUCGCUUCCCUCACCCAACAUCGUUCUCUGCGCGCAGAGGAAGUGACUCGAGCUGUUUAAAGUGCUCUCUCUAUCUCUCAACCCAGGGUUGCUUAACUUUCAAACUAGUGGAAAAGCCAUGGAAGGUGGCAUUGGUUGGAGCUACAAAGAAAAUCAGCCAGGGAAGGGAUUAGAAGACACAGGGCUGAGUCUGCCAAUCAAUCACCAUGGUAACUUGAAGAGCGCCUCCAGCGAUCACGACCUAACUGACAUUUUUCAAAAGAUCAGAUCUUCUAAAACUUCUGCAGUUAUCAACUAUGGCGCAUCUUGGUGUCGUGUAUGCAACCAGAUCCUCCCUGCAUUUUGCCAGUUGAGCAACAGUUUCCCUAAGCUUUCCUUCAUAUAUGCUGAUAUUGAUGAAUGCCCAGAGACAACUCAGCACAUUCGUUACACACCUACUUUUCAUUUCUACCGAGAUGGCGAAAGAGUAGAUGAGAUGUUUGGUGCUGGAGAAGAACGUCUGCAUGAUCGUUUAUGGUUGCACUCUUGAAGACAUACUAGUAGUUUUUGUUACCACUUCAUUUCAAAUAACAUUCUACAGAUUCUUUGUUGUAAAAUUAUUAUCUUCACAUUUAGCUCUAAUUUAAGUUGGUGUUUAGACUUGAGUAUGUAAA
Malania oleifera is the source of this 1129-nucleotide messenger RNA. RefSeq names its product thioredoxin-like 3-3. The transcript has 5 exons. Bases 595 to 1005 code for a protein of 136 amino acids. The record is from RefSeq and is a predicted model, not a curated record. NCBI's taxonomy places the organism in Eukaryota, Viridiplantae, Streptophyta, Magnoliopsida, Santalales, Ximeniaceae.